UUGAAUGAUAACUUGUCUACAGAUCAACAUUUUGUCGAUCAGCGUGUAGUCGAUCUUUCAAGAAAAUAUAAUAGCUCUCAAUUUUUCAUUUUUCACAAUCCGUAUUGUAUUCGUGACCAGUCGCAAAUAUGAAUUAUGUGCAUCUACAUGUAUCUCUGCUCUUGCUCAGUUUGUUUGUAUUCCUAGGACGAUCUGAGUUUCACUUGGAAUUGAUUCAAGUGGUAAUGAGACAUGGAGAACGUGUGCCGAUGCUUAAAGAAAUGUAUCCUAACGAUCCAUAUAAUGUGUCGGUUUAUGAACCAUGGGGUCUUGGCCAACUGACUAAUAAAGGAAAGUUGACGGAAUAUCGAAUCGGCAUAAUGUUGAGAGAACGUUACAACGAUUUUCUAGGAUCAAUUUAUCAUCCACGAGAUAUCUACGCUGUCAGCACAGACAUCGACCGGACGAAAAUGUCUCUGCAGUUGAUGUUAGCAGGAUUAUAUCCUCCACAUCCAACACAAUUAUGGAAUCCGGAUUUACCAUGGCUCGCUAUUCCUACGCAUUACACUCCCAAAGAAGUGGACAUAGUACUGCAGCCUCAUAACUGUCCAGUAUAUAUAGCAGCUUUAGAAGAGGUAAAAAAAUCCAAAGAAGUCCGUGAUAAAAUUGCAUUUUACAAAGACUUUUUAACAUUUUUGAGUGAGAAAACUGGAUUAAUUAUCACAGAGUCGUUGCGCGCUGCUCAACUUUCCCAUCUACUAACGCAACAGAAAAACUUGGAUCUAACUCUACCGGAGUGGUGCACUGACGAAGUGUACAAGAAGCUGCAGGAAACUAUGGCAUUUGAAUUGGAGCUUUGUUCGUACACGACUCAGUUGAAGCGAUUGAACGGCGGUAUGUUGAUUAAGAAAUUUAUCGAAAAUUUGAACAUCACCGGAAAGAGUCGGAUUCCACGCAAGAUGUACGUAUACAGCGCCCAUGAGUUGAAUAUUGCAGCGUUUGCCAAAGCCCAUAAUAUCAGCGAGCCGCGUUUACCAGAUUACGGUUCAGCAUUCAUAUUUGAGAAGUUACGAGAUGACGCUGGUGAACUCUACGUUAGGAUUAUCUUAUGGACCGGCAAAACAGAAAAGUUGAUAACCGUGAAGCUGGCGGACUGCAACGAACUUUGUCCUCUGAAAACUUAUUUAGAGCUUGUACGAGAUGUGACACCAUCGGACGAGGAGACAACUUGCUUAUGGGAUAAUAUGACCAGAGAAGAACUGUUGAAGCUCUUUGAGGAAAGGUUAUUUUUUAAUUAAGCAGAUUUUGUUCAGGAAUUGAAUUAUGUAGGUAGAAAUACAUAUUUUCAUAAUGCGCAAAAAUAAAUAACAAGUAUUGAGAAUAAAAAGAGAAGAUGCUUUUAUUUUUACAGCAUAUUUUAUAUUCUCUCUUCAGUGGAGAGGCUGGUUUUAAAGAAACAAUUUGUAUUAUUUGUUCAAAGCAUCGGAUUUCUUUAUCCAUUUAAUAUCAAAUAAUUUUAGUACAUUUAAAUGUGUUAUACUGUGCAUAUAAAUAUUCAUAAUAAAUAUGUUUUGUUUUAAUAAAUAGCCUUUUAACAAGA
Molecule: messenger RNA, 1579 nt
Organism: Linepithema humile (Argentine ant)
Lineage: Eukaryota; Metazoa; Arthropoda; Insecta; Hymenoptera; Formicidae
Source: RefSeq, a predicted model, not a curated record